Messenger RNA from Cinara cedri, 2394 nucleotides. NCBI's taxonomy places the organism in Eukaryota, Metazoa, Arthropoda, Insecta, Hemiptera, Aphididae. The record is from the annotation of a GenBank genome assembly.
AUGCAUCAAGUAGAGGACGAUUUAGAAGUUACAGGAGCAGAUAUACUCGGAAAUAUCAGCACCGGCAGGGGAAGAUCCAAGGCUUCUCAGGUCGUCAUUAAGCGAAACCCAUGUAAAAACCUCGGAACAUGGAACGUUAGGACCAUGCUAAAUGCUAGCAAAUUAGAGAAUAUUAAACUAGAAAUUAUGAGAUUAGACAUAGACAUACUAGGUGUGAGCGAAGUUAGAUGGUCAGGAAAUGGUGAUUUCUGGUCAGACGACUACCGCGUUAUCUAUUCUGGUGAUGAAACACCAGGACGAGCGGGUGUAGGAUUUAUUAUAAAUAAGAAAUGGGGCCACCAAAUAGUGAGCAAAAUAACAUAUAAAGAUAGGCUUAUAUUGAUUAAGCUUAGAGCUAAACCAAAUGAUAUAGUACUAAUCCAAGUGUAUUUUCCCACAUCAGAUGCAGAAGAUGACGCUAUAGAAGAGGUAUAUUCUGGCCUAGAAGAGCUUUGUAAAUUAGCAAAAGGAGAAGAUAAUUUAAUAAUAAUGGGUGAUUGGAAUGCUCUAGUAGGAGAAGGUGCAGAGGGUCAAGAAGUAGGUGCAUUCGGUUUAGGANUUUUGAAUGAGUAACACGAAUCAUGUUCACUCCAAUAAAUCUCGCGUAAAAUAAAAAUAUUUUAAUGUUUGCGACAGUCGAUAUACUAAAAUGAAAACGGCAAUUAACAGACAAACUUUACUUGCUCUAUUUUUAAAAGGACUCUCACACGUAUGCGUAAUAAACCGCGUACGAACAAUUAUUCGUUACCUAUUCUUGUCUAAUCAUUAAAGCAAUUCCGUACGGCAUACGGCUAUUUAUACAAGAAAUGAAUAUUAUAAAUCACCUAAAUACAGACGUGUUUGUGUAGUACGAUUCAUAUACUUACGUGUUCGUAUUUGAUUUGUAUACAUCUGUGUUCGUAUAUAAUAAAUAUUUAUAUACUUAUAAAUUUAUUUACGUGUCUUAAUACGAUUUUUAAACCUGAUUACAUAAAUUUGACGGUUUUGAAAACAUACGAAACAACGAAAAAAUAAAGUUAAUACCAAGUGACUCUACGGUAGAUAAAUGGAAGAAAAUAAAGGAUGCUAUACAUAACGCAGCCAGCAACACGUUGAAAAGAAACUCACCAGAGCCUAGGAAACCAUGGAUAAACAAUAACAUUAUAAGAGAUAUUGAAGAAAGAAGGAAGUAUAAAAACGCCAUGGAUAAUCAUGGAAUACGAAGAUAUAAAGAGCUGAAGAAGAAAAUUAAUAGAGAGGCAAAAUUUGCAAGAGAGAAAUGGUUAGAAGGAAAGUGCCAAGAAGUGGAACAAUUGCUUAGGAAUAACAGGUUGGAUCAAGCGUUUAACAUAAUUAAGAAAUUCUUUAGAGGAAAAAAGAAACUAAACAGAAGAAUAAGAGACAUAGACGGAAACUUGAUACUGGACAACGACAAAAUAACAACAAGAUGGAAAAAAUAUCUUGAAGCUCUAUACCAGGAAGGAGAAGCCGCUAAUCUCAAUAAUAAUAACAACCCAGAUAUGCAAGGAGAAGAAAUCUUAAGAGGCGAGUUUAGCAGAAGUUUAAAGUUAAUGAAAACAGGUAAAGCAGCCGGUACAGAUGACAUAGCAAUGGAACUUAUUCAAAAUGCGAGUACAGAAUUACAAGACGAGCUAUUCAAAUUAGUGAAUGAUAUAUACACUACAGGAGAGAUCCCAAAAGACUUCAAGGAAAGCAUUAUAAUACNUUAGAACAAUAAGUUUAAUGGCACACACAGCUAAAAUCCUAGUAAAGAUAAUAUGCUCCUGAAUUGAGAGCAUAGUAGAAAAAGAGUUAAGCAACGACCAAUUCGGGUUCAGAAGGAACAAAGGUACUAGAGAGGCAAUCUUAAGCUUAAGAUUAUUGAUAGAAAAACAAAUAGAAUUUAAUAAAGACACAUUUAUAGCGUUUAUUGAUUUGGAAAAAGCUUUCGAUAAGGUACCAUGGAAAGGUCUAUUCUAUACUUUAGAAGGAAUAGGAGCUGACUACAAAGAUAGAAGGAUAAUAUAUAAUUUAUACAAAGACCAAUCAGCUAUAAUAAAAGUUACAGACAAAACAGAGACGGCGAUAAUUAGGAAGGGUGUAAGACAAGGGUGUCCACUCUCCCCAGCUUUAUUUAAAAUUUCCGUCAAACAGCCUAUCAAAGAAAUUAGAGAAACACUUUUCAGAAAUAAAAUAGGCAUAAAAGUGGGUAGAGAAAUAAUAUCCUUCUUAAGAUUCGCUGACGAUAUUGCACUCCUAGCUACCAAUGAGCAUGAUUUGGAAAGAGCACUGGAAGAAAUGUCGAGGUGCUUCCAAAAAUAUCAGCUGAUUAUCAACUGGCAAAAAACUAAAGUUAUGAUGUUGUUGAAGUUAUGA